GCAGCGAUACGUUCAGUGCGCGCGCUUGGUCUAGUGUAGUCAGUGUGCGGCACCCUACGGCGUGAGGUACACCAUUCAAGCGCAAGCAAGAAAAGCUAGAAGUAUAAUUGUUCUUGUUGCAUUCAACUUCAUAUUAAUGUGCAGUGGCUGCAAGACUUGAAUGAACUAAAAGCAAUCAUAAUUUAGCGAUACAUGUGAAAGCCUCAGAUGCAAUAAGUCGUUUGUUCCAUAAAUCCGUCAUUGAUUUUUUAUCGUUAUUGCUUGAUUCCCGUUAGAGGAAAACUGUGUCAGUUUGAAAAAUAAUCAAGAAAUCGAUCAAUAUGAAGAGAUUGGGAAAUUAUAUUUUUCGCGCACUGUUCUUUGCUUCACUGACUUCAGAAAUAUUGUGUCAAGGAAAUGAGAACUGCUCCGCCACUCCGUCUCGCAGAAAUCCCGGCUCCAUGGACAUCAUGUGCACCUGCAUGCAGUCCUUACAGCAGAGAGUACAAAACGUCGAUGCGCUGACCAUCGACAGGAGCGGCUGCGAAGUAGUGUCGGCGCUGGAUAUAUCCUGGAACCUGCUGGAGCAUGGCAUCGGGCCCCGCACUGUCACCUUCAUCGGCGCCCAGAUCAUCCUGACUAACCCACCUAACCAGUCCUGGAACACGUCCAUAUCCCGCAUCACGUUUGAGCGAUGUCUAUUUGAUUCAAUUCCGCCCAAAUCUUUCGAAGGUCUCAGCCGUUUGACAGAACUUCGGUUCAUAAAUAACUACAUUGGGAAUGUGUCAUCCUACUCUAUUUCUGGCCUGCCAAAUUUGCGUACGGUUGAAUUUGCCGACAGUGAUAUCGUAAAUAUACAUACCAGUGCAAUCAGUGACUUGCCCGCACUUUUUGAAAUGGCAUUUGUUCGAACAAGCAUAUCCAGUCUCGCAGAUGGAGCUGUUAAAAUCAUCAGGACUCCCCAGCUGCCAGCCAACAAUGACUGUCCUAAAAUUGAUAUCCGGAUCCCUCCCUCAGAUAGGAUGAGUGAUGUCAUGGCGCGCAGCUUGGAGUCCGUAGAUAAUCUACCUCUGCCCGAAAUUGGAGCUCGUUUGCAUUUUUAUUUCUGCAACAUAACUGCUUUGCAUCCAAAAGCCAUCUCCUCAGAUUGGUUUUCAUUUGUUAUAUUCUAUGGAAAUCGCGUUUCAACUUUUGGAACCGGCGCAUUCCAGCUUACAAUGGACAAUCAGUGUGAGAUCAGCGCUGUGAUGUUGGUCGGAAACUAUUUUAAAAGUAUUCAAUUAGGAGCCGUGGCCUCCAUUCAGAAGAAGCAACAGGCAAACCGUCCAAGUUAUUUAGUUCUGACUAAUAAUACUUUCGAAUUUGUUGCUGCCAAAGGCUUCGUCAUUCAUCCGUCCAUUGAGGUGUAUUCAGUGGCUGACAACAAAUUUGUGUGCGAAUGCCCUAACUUCGCGUGGUUGAUGAGUAAUUCGGAGACGCCCCGCCAGCAGGAAAUAGAAAGGAACCUUAAAGCAAGUGCAACCUGUAAUUAUAACUCAAUUUCAGUGACCACAUUUACAGAUUCAUGUCCAAAAAGGGAUAUGGCAUCUUACCCAAGUACCGAGAUUGUGGUGGUCACUCUUCCCGACGAAGUCAUGUAUUCAUCAGCCGUCAGCAUCGUUCAUAACCAACCAACCACUGGGUUCCUGCAGGGCAUUUUUAUCCUGAGCUUAGUUGGUCGUCAAUUGCUGUCUCAUUUCUGAUUGAUUCUAUUUAUUUGAUGCAAGUGAAGUUCUUGAAAAUUACUGCACCCUUCUCAACCCUAGCAUAUUCAAUAGGAGCAGCACUGAAAACCCAGGAAAUGGCCGCACGAUUUCUAAUGGUAUAGUAGCACAUUGGCAUGAUGCAUGAUGAAAAAAAAAUGUGGCGUCACGAUAGGCCUUCUGCAUGCCGAUCAUCCCUUACUAAGAUCAAGUAUCCUACGUCUAAAAAAGAUCUAAGAUUGAGCAAUCAGCUGGAUCUUAAUUUGUAAGUGCAUGAUUUUCCCCUAUGAAUAAUGAAUAAGGAGUCAUAUUAAAAAAUGAUCCAUUUCUAUU
This is a messenger RNA of Hyalella azteca, 2054 nucleotides long. RefSeq lists its product as uncharacterized. The transcript is spliced from 2 exons. The record is from RefSeq and is a predicted model, not a curated record. Bases 321 to 1721 code for a protein of 466 amino acids. NCBI's taxonomy places the organism in Eukaryota, Metazoa, Arthropoda, Malacostraca, Amphipoda, Hyalellidae.